AUGUGUUUCUGCAAGCCCUCAGCUGCUCAUGUUUACAAUUCGGCCCCUGCAAAAUUGGAAAAUUCUGUGAAUGUGAUAGCCGAGGACUCUGAUAAGUCGUCGUCUGGGGUCGAAGUGGAAAUCUCACGAGGCGAGGGCGCGAAUGGGAAUUGUGAGGAUGUGGAUUUAGAUGUAUUCAAAAGCUGUAUCAGAAAGCCCGGCUCGGCCCGGAAAAAAAGAGUGCAAUGGAAGGAUAAGUUAGGCAAGGAACUUGCUGAGGUCAAGGAGUUUGAAUCCAGUGAAACAGAGGAUACCGAUAGCGAAGAGGAAAUCAGCAGUUGCCUUUGUGUUAUUCUAUGA
This is a messenger RNA of Striga hermonthica, 339 nucleotides long. NCBI's taxonomy places the organism in Eukaryota, Viridiplantae, Streptophyta, Magnoliopsida, Lamiales, Orobanchaceae. The record is from the annotation of a GenBank genome assembly.